UAGAAAGUUUCAAAAAGGCCAAGUUUUGAGUAAUUUCCACACGCUAUCUUAAAAAUAGAAGAUUCAACUAUACAUGUACCAACAAAAACUCUUUGUAUAUAAAAUUAGUAUUAUUCUUAUAAGCUCUCAAUAACGACCCAUCCAAAGCCAUGGCUUCAUUAUAUCUCCAUCUCCUUCCUUUUUUCUUGAUUCUGCACGUUGCUCUUUCUUUCCUUUUUGCUGCAAUUUUCGCUGAUACCUGUACAGUAGACCUAUUAUCUUUAUCUACUGAUCAGAACUCUUCAUGGCUUUCACCAUCAGGUGAAUUUACCUUUGGAUUCUUUAAACUCCAAAAUGAGAAUCUGUUCCUCCUUGCGAUCUGGUUCACCAAUAUACCUGAUACAGUGGUUUGGUCUGCAAAUGAUGACAAUAUGGCACCACCAGGGUCUACUGUUAAACUGACCGGUGAUGGGAAGCUUGCACUCUAUGACCCAAAUGGUGAAUCAUUAUGGGAGCGCCCUGAAAUUGGUGCCCAAGCUAAACCAGCCAUUUGCGGUGCUAUGAGUGAUAAUGGGAACUUCAUGCUUCUAGAUGAAAAUAAUGAGCCCAUAUGGCAGACCUUCAAAGAGCCUACAGAUACAAUCUUACCUGGCCAGAUACUAGAAAUGCCCAGUAACCUCACAUCACGCCGUUCACAAGACAAUUACAGUGACGACCGCUUCCAGCUCAAAUUACAAUUGGAUGGCAAUCUGGUGCUUUACUAUGUAGCCUACAAGACCGAAGUCAAUAGUAUGGCUUAUUGGGCUACCAUGUCGGUUAAGGAAAAUGCCUCAUCUAAGUUGGUCUUUGAUGAGAAGGGAUAUAUAUACGUUCAAGCAGGGACCAAACGGAUCUACAACCUGACAACAACCGACGUAGGCUCUCCCAAAGAUUUCUAUCACAUGGCAAGGAUCGACUCCUAUGGUGUCUUUACGCAAUUUCAUUAUCCGAAGAGCGACGUCUGCGAGAAAAAGUGGAGUGCAGUACAAAAAAUUCCUGAAAAUAUUUGCAACAGCUUCAAUACAUUACUUGGUGGAGGGAUUUGUGGAUACAACGGCUAUUGUACUGAAAUAAAUGGGGAGACAAAAUGCCUAUGCCUCGAUGAUUAUUCUUACUUGAACCGAUAUUCUCCAAACGAUGGUUGCAGACCAAAUUUUGAACUGCCCAGUUGUCAGCCCGAUGGAUGGGAUGCAGAUAGUAGGCUAGUAGAUUUUCGAGAAUAUAGAAACCUGGAUUGGCCACUAUCUGAUUAUGAAUAUCAGUCUGGAAGUGUUGUCGACUUGGAGACAUGUAAACAGCUAUGUCUAGAUGAUUGUUUCUGCAUAGUGGCUAUUCAUAAUGGCAACGAUUGUUGGAAAAAGAGGUAUCCUUUGUCUAAUGGAAGAAAGAAUACAAGCGUAAAUAGAACCGCUCUAGUGAAGGUACCUAAAAUGAAUUCAGAGCUCUAUACCAAGAAAACAUGCGACACCAAGAACCAGUCAACCUUGGUCCUUGUCAUAUCAAUACUCCUAGGAAGUUCUGUUUUCGUUAAUAUGCUUCUAAUAUUAGUUAUAUCUCUUGCUAUCUUCUUGUAUAACAAGAAGUUACUCAACUUCUCAUCUGCUUCAAGUGCUUCUGCAGCAAAUGUUAGAAGCUAUACAUACAAAGAACUCGAAGAAGCUACUAGUGGCUUCAAGCAGAUAUUGGGUAGAGGUGCUUCUGGAAUAGUUUACAAAGGAGUCUUAGCAUCAGAUCCCAAGAGGUUUGUAGCAGUCAAGAAGCUAGAUAAGGUCGAACAAGAAGGAGAGAGAGAAUUCAAAACAGAAGUUAAUGUGAUUGGUCAGACACACCACAAGAACCUAGUCCGUCUCCUUGGAUAUUGUGACGAGGGGGAACACCGGCUUCUUAUCUACGAGUACAUGAGUAAUGGAUCCUUAGCUAACUUCUUGUUCGGAAUAACAAGGCCUGACUGGAAUCAAAGAGUACAGAUUGCCUUGGGCAUUGCAAGAGGCCUGAUGUACUUACAUGAAGAAUGCGUUGUUCAAAUAAUCCACUGUGACAUAAAACCUCAAAACAUACUAUUAGAUGAGUUCUCUACACCAAGGAUUUCUGACUUCGGAUUGGUAAAGCUAUUGUUGGCCGAGCAAUCUCGAGUAACUCGCACAAAUAAAAGAGGCACAAUUGGGUACUUUGCACCUGAGUGGUUCAGGAAAGGUUCAAUCACAGUUAAAAUUGAUGUAUAUAGUUAUGGGGUUGUGCUGCUAGAGCUCAUAUGCUGCAAAUCAAGUGUAGCAUUUGGAAUGGGAGAUCAAGAGGAGGCACUUAUGGACUGGAUAUAUGAGUGCUACUGCAAAAAGAAGUUGGGUGAGCUGGUUGAAAACGAUGAAGAGGCAAGAAAUGACAUGAAAAGGCUAGAGAGGUUGGUGAUGGUGGCAAUUUGGUGCAUUCAAGAGGAUCCUUCACUUAGACCCACAAUGAAGAAGGUGACGCAAAUGCUUGAGGGCGUUACCCAUGUUUCUGUGCCCCCACGCCCUUGAAGCUAUAGCUCAACAUGACUUCAACACUGUUUAUCCAAAUUUUAACUUGAUUACUUCACAUCUUUUUUUUUUUACUCGGUUAAUGCAAUAGUAUGUUGUUAUAUGGAAGAUAAAAUAAAUUUGACUUGA
This is a messenger RNA of Manihot esculenta (cassava), 2663 nucleotides long. RefSeq names its product G-type lectin S-receptor-like serine/threonine-protein kinase LECRK3. The transcript has a single exon. The record is from RefSeq and is a predicted model, not a curated record. Gene Ontology annotation, biological process: protein phosphorylation. NCBI's taxonomy places the organism in Eukaryota, Viridiplantae, Streptophyta, Magnoliopsida, Malpighiales, Euphorbiaceae. The coding region runs from base 150 to 2534 and encodes 794 amino acids. Gene Ontology annotation, molecular function: protein serine/threonine kinase activity; ATP binding.